UCUUGUGUCAGUGACACGCCGCGGUAUGGUGAAUGGGUCAGUGUUGUAGAAAUAGAGGAUCCGGCUUAGGGGUUUAAACAGGUUUUCCCUCAUGUCCCCUUUUGUGCAGUGCACCGUCAGGUAACGGACCGGACACGCUUUUACAGCUCGACCAACAACAAGUUUUGAGGUGAGUGCUCAAAGCAUUUUCGGUACAGACAUGAAUUUGGGCAGACGGCUGAUCGUGACCAUUGGCCUGACCUUGACCUUAGGUCUGCUGCAGUGGCCAAUAUGCGAUGUCAGCGGCCAGGAAGGACCAUCUCCUGCUCAAGUUCUUCAGGAACUGCUGACACGAUAUGGGGACAACGCCACCAUCUCAAUCCCUCAGCUUCGAUUGCUCCUCGUGCGGUUAAAUGGGGGACAGAGCGGAGAACACGGUGUACAAACCCAACCAAAGCCCACCAAAACCAAUGCAUCCAAGUGCUUGGCAACAGAUGCUCUGGCCCUGUAUGGGAUGAGUGAAGAGUCCCGUAUAGAUGGACGGGGCCUGCAGGAGAUCUGUCCCACCAUGUUACAGCAGCUGGACUCUCAAGCAUGUAAAGCCCAAGAGGACCAAGAUCCAGGGACCAGCCCUAAACCUACAGAAGCUGAGGUGUGGGGGUAUGGUUUCCUGUGUGUGACAGUGAUAUCUCUCUGUUCACUGGUCGGGGCGAGCGUGGUUCCCUUCAUGAGGAAAACCUUUUACAAGCGGUUGCUGCUGUACUUCAUAGCCCUGGCCAUUGGUACUCUGUACUCCAACGCCCUCUUUCAACUAAUCCCAGAGGCUUUUGGAUUUGACCCCUUGGAGGAUUAUUAUGUGUCCAAGUCUGCUGUUGUCUUUGGGGGAUUCUACCUGUUCUUCUUCACAGAGAAAGUCCUAAAGAUGAUCUUAAAGCCAAAGGACAAGGGAGCACAUGGCCACGGCCACAGUCACUUCCCCACAGAGCACUAUGCCAGCUCUAAUGGUGAUCUGGAGGAUGGCGUUAUGGAGAAACUGCAGAAUGGAGAGGCUGGUGGAGCAUCUUCACCAAGAGUAGACGGUGAAGUCAGAGGGGUCGGAGAGGACGACAAGAUGCUAAGCACAGAGCAGACAGUACAGGACACACAGAGUUCAGGUGGAGCCAGAACGGGUGGAUGCUAUUGGCUGAAGGGCCAGGCGUACUCUGACAUCGGGACUUUGGCAUGGAUGAUCACUCUGAGUGACGGUCUGCAUAAUUUUAUAGAUGGCCUAGCAAUCGGUGCCUCUUUCACUGCAUCUGUGUUUCAGGGGAUCAGUACUUCUGUCGCCAUUCUGUGUGAGGAGUUUCCGCAUGAACUGGGCGAUUUUGUAAUCUUGCUAAAUGCUGGCAUGAGCAUUCAGCAGGCACUGUUCUUCAACUUCAUAUCAGCGUGCUGCUGUUAUCUGGGCAUGGGCUUCGGCAUCCUGGCCGGGAAUCAAUUCUCUCCGAACUGGAUCUUUGCUUUAGCUGGGGGCAUGUUCCUCUACAUAGCGCUGGCUGAUAUGUUUCCAGAGAUGAAUGAAGUAAGCCGUGAGGAAGAGGAAGCAGGAGGAACUGCCUCUCUGGUCACUUUUGCCAUCCAGAACGCUGGGCUGCUCACUGGUUUUACCAUCAUGCUUAUACUCACUAUCUACUCUGGACAGAUACAGCUUGAAUAGCAGAGGACCUAACUACAAACUGACAACCAAAAGACUAACAUGGUAUCUGGACCUACUGGGCUAAACCUUCAGCAGUGCUGGCUUGUUUUAAAGCCCAGCUGGACUAGGUCAGGACAAAAAUUCGUAUGGGUGUAUUUUGGGCUCACAUUACACCCCGGACUGUUUGAAUGAUGCUUGAAGUUUGACUGACAUAUUUAGAUUCAUUCACAACCAAGGAUUUGUGGAUAGAUCAUCUGUCGUUUGUCUAGUUUAGGCCUUGACUUUUUCCUUUGCCUCAAAAGAAGCUUUAAGAUACUUCGAUUUUUAUCUGCUUUGCAGAUUCAACAACCCCACUAAACAUCUGGGAAUUUGUAAUCAUUUGUACUGUUUUAAUCUUUUUGGCAUUGAUUAACGUGACACGAGGAGUGUACACCAAAUACUUUGCAUGCUCCUUUCUUUAAACUGGUCAAAUGAAGGCUAGUCAAACUGAUUCCAGUGCAAAAUGUUUUUGUUAGUUUACCGGGAAAUAAAAAAAAAAGACAAAAACAAUGUAGUUUUAGUAUAGUUAAGUUACACAGAUACAGUUGCACACUGUAAGUAGCUAUUUUAGUUACUUCAUGUCCGUUAUUUUUUUAUUAUUUCUACUAGUUUUCCCAAUGUCAUUCCAUAUUAGUGAAAAAAAAAAUGAUGGAGUUGAAAACAAACAAAUCACUUAGUGGCACUUAUUUUUUGAUAUUGUUGUUUGUGUUUAACCUCUUUGUCAGAGAUGCUGAGACCUAAGUUUUUCUUGAAAGAUCUCCACCAACUUUUUAUAUGACCAGAAUAAGUGGUGAAUCUUUUUCCUUUUUAUGUAUCAAUUGUUUUGAAACCAAAUGAAUUUAGACUUUCUUAUGUUUUAUUUGUUAAACCCUAUGUAUUAUUUACAGACAAAGAAACAGUUGAAUGGAUGGAUGGAUUGUAAAGGGUUAAAUAGAAAAAUUAGCAUUAUUUUCCCCCUUAGCAGAGCUUUUGUCAUGUCAGCUGACAUACUUAUGGUAAAUAUGCUUUUAUUUGGCAACUUGUUAGUGGCUUUUGUGAUAAACAAAAUACCACAGUGACUUUUAAAUUAAUGUUUAAAAUAUGCAAUUUGUUGUAUUACAAAUCAGAAAAGUUAUUCGAAUCGAAAACCACCAUUAUUAAAACAUAUAGACAUUCCUGAUGAAACACAAAGAAGAAAUAUGUUUUCCUUAGGUUUAACACAAUAAACUGAAUUGCAUCUAUUUUAUAUAUAUAGUUGCACUUGAAAAUACUGACAUUUUCAUUUUUCCCCAUCUUUCAUUUGAUUGUUACCAUUGUAAGAAAUUAGCAAUUCAGGCAAGACUGUAAGUUAAAUCACGUAUCAUUCCUUAUAACUGAGCUUGUUUAGUGUUCUUUAUGUAAAGAACUUUAUUAUUUAAUUAAUAUCUACCUGUAGAUGACUUAAGCUUUAUAAGUCAUUGGGAGUAUUUAUUUAUACAUAACGAUAUAGAUAUGUUACAUUUUCUAUGCAGCAGAACAGAAUUUACUUGGUUAGGAAAAACUUUGCCAUUUUUGAAGAGGUGAGCCUGUCUGUUUUCUUGUCCGCAUUCGCUCAUGGUCUAGAUCCAUUCAGAUCUAGGCUUUUCCUUGUAAACAGGCUGUAUCAUCUUUGUCUUCCGCAUAUAACAUAUUCUUCCAUUAUACAUUCAUCACUUGUUAUCCAUGUUGGUUAAAUAAUGUUGUUAGCUGAAAAUGCAUUACUUCAUUUGUAAUGUGCAUUUAUAAAACUGACUUCCCAGUGUGCUAAGGAAGAAAUGGUUACAAUUGUUGUCUUGUUCAUUUUAUUGAAAGUAAUUAUAUACAGUAGCUCUAUAUAGACUGUACCCUUUGUACUUGCACAUACAUUUGGCAAAUCAAAGUAACAUUUUUCCAGGACCAUUUUUUGUGCUAUUUAGACCAUCAGAGUAAAUUCCCUUUGUGUAUGUAUUACAUUUGACUUUGUAGGGCAUCACAGGUUGCAACAUGGUUUCAGCUUGCGUCUAAUAUCUAUGCAUUGAGACAUGUCCUCUGAAGUGAGUUUAUGCCUUAAAGAGAAAAGUUUUAGAUUUUUGUACCUCAUUUUAAAAUAGUAAUAUUUAAAGUUUAGUGUAAAAUGUGUCACUGGUCAUUUGUGAUUUUAAAGUUGUUUUCUGUUUAUUGUUAUAAAUAACGGUAUUUAAAUGACAAAUGGGGGUUGUUUUAUAUUUGUUGCUGUAAAAGCGUAUGUGAGCAAAUCAGUGAACAUCUCAUUUGUUUUAGUAGAAGGUAUCAGGUUAUUAUGAAGGAAAUAUUUUAACAACGCUAAAUGUCUCAAGUGUUGUGUGAAUUGUGAUGCAAUUGUGCAACGUGUGAAAUCUGCUGGUAAUGUUUUUUUCUUUUAUCUUUUAUUUGAAAUUUUAGGCCAAGGGGUUUCAGCUCAUUGUGCUGUGAAGAAAUGAUUUUUAACUAAUAAAAAAAGUUUCUUAUCAUUCA
Molecule: messenger RNA, 4162 nt
Organism: Paramisgurnus dabryanus
Lineage: Eukaryota; Metazoa; Chordata; Actinopteri; Cypriniformes; Cobitidae
Gene: slc39a14
Product: solute carrier family 39 member 14
Biological process (GO): intracellular monoatomic cation homeostasis; zinc ion import across plasma membrane
Cellular component (GO): plasma membrane
Molecular function (GO): zinc ion transmembrane transporter activity; monoatomic cation:bicarbonate symporter activity
Source: RefSeq, a predicted model, not a curated record